AUGAGCUCGGGCGGCGGCAGCAGCACGCUUGGCGGCUGCGGCGGGCCGAGCGGGAGCGGCAGCGGCAGCGGAGGGGGAGGAGGGGGAGGGGGCCUUGGCGGCGGCGGCGGCGGGCCGUGCGGCGCGUGCAAGUUCCUCCGGCGCAAGUGCGUGAGCGAGUGCAUCUUCGCGCCCUACUUCGACUCGGAGCAAGGCGCGGCGCACUUCGCGGCGGUGCACAAGGUGUUCGGCGCCAGCAACGUCUCCAAGCUGCUCCUCCAGAUCCCCGCGCACAAGCGCCUCGACGCCGUCGUCACCAUCUGCUACGAGGCGCAGGCCCGCCUCCGCGACCCCGUCUACGGCUGCGUCGCCCACAUCUUCGCGCUCCAGCAGCAGGUGGUGAAUCUCCAGGCCGAGCUGACCUACCUGCAGACCCACCUGGCCACCCUGGAGCUGCCGUCGCCGCCGCUGCCGGCCGCGCCGCAAAUGCCGAUGGCGAUGCCGGCCCAGUUCUCCAUCUCGGACCUGCCGUCCACGACCAACAUUCCCACCACCAUCGACCUGUCCGCGCUCUUCGAACCGCCGGCGCAACCGCAGUGGGCGCUCCAGCAGCAUCACCAGCACCAGCUCCGCCAGCAGCCGUCAUACGGCGCCAUGGCGCACAGGGGCGGCUCCAGCAGCAUGGCGGAGGGAUCGGCGGGCAGCGGCAGCGGCAGCGGCAGCGGCGACCUGCAGACGCUGGCGCGGGAGCUCCUGGACCGCCACGGCCGGUCCGGCGUGAAGCCCGAGCUGCAGCCACCGCCGCCGCCGCAUCCAAGAUGA
Triticum turgidum subsp. durum (durum wheat) is the source of this 801-nucleotide messenger RNA. The record is from the annotation of a GenBank genome assembly. Lineage: Eukaryota; Viridiplantae; Streptophyta; Magnoliopsida; Poales; Poaceae.